UAUGUAUUCCUUUUACUACUUUUCUGUUACUCAGACCAUGUUCUUGCUGAGCAAGAAAGAUGCUGAAGAAAUUCCAAUACCCUGGUCAAUCAGACGCACCCAAGACCAAGAGGAGGAGGGGUAGCACAUAUUAACUUGGUAGUUCAGUUUCUGUUCUUUUUAUUCUAUUCUCCAGAAAGUACAAGUGAUGGUGGUGCUUCCGGUGGUGAAGCUAGCAACACUCGCUCUGAGAACCGCGUGCAAACCAAUCGCCAACAGGCUCAAGAAGGAGGCCGGUUACCACCCCAAGUUCCGAAAUUUCAUCAUCAGCAUUGCCCAGGCCAAUCAUAGAUUGACGACGAGAGUGCAGAGACGAAUUUACAGUCAUGCCACUGAUGUUGCAAUCCGCCCUUUGAACGAGGAGAAGGCUGUGCAAGCUGCUGCUGAUCUGCUUGGAGAACUCUUUGUUUUCUCGGUUGCAGGAGCUGCCAUCAUCUUUGAGGUGCAAAGAAGUUCAAGAUCAGAAGCAAGAAAAGAAGAACUACGUACACAGGAGAUUGAGGAAAUAAAGACUAAGAAUGAAGAAUUGGCUAGAGAAAUUGCACUUCUUGCACAAAAGCUUGAAGAGCUGGAACAACUUUCCAGGGGACGAGGACUACUUGGCACUCUUAAUAUCAAACACAGUCGUGUCUCUCAAGAUAGAAAAUCUAAUUGAUUGUUGCAAUUUUUAAGCAUUGCACUCAGAUUUUGAUUAACAAACAAUGGUUCUUGGUUUAGCAAGAAACAUAACUGAUAUUAAAAAUGUGCAGAGGGGAUACUGUGUGUGUAUAUAUAUAUAUAUAUAUAUAUAUGGAGAGGUACAAUGAGAGCUGAAACCAAAUUUUAGAUGUGGUGUGAGGGGCUUUGAGGAUUAAUCUUGCGUCUAACUUCGUAAGAAAUAAAACAAUUGUACAACACAUGUAUGUGCGCUUUUUGAAAAUUUCCUUUCCAGGGACAAAUUCAGCAUGCUAACUACUGUUUUCAAGCCUUUGGAUAAUCUACAUUUGU
Molecule: messenger RNA, 1026 nt
Organism: Glycine soja
Lineage: Eukaryota; Viridiplantae; Streptophyta; Magnoliopsida; Fabales; Fabaceae
Product: optic atrophy 3 protein homolog
Exons: 4
Coding region: 188-694 (168 amino acids)
Biological process (GO): regulation of lipid metabolic process
Cellular component (GO): mitochondrion
Source: RefSeq, a predicted model, not a curated record